CCCCUGGGCGGCCGGGGUAAGUGGGUAAAAGUGUUGGGCAAGGCCGCGGCAGGACGCAGAGUGGGGCGGGGUGGUGUUGAUUUGCCUAAGUGAAAGGAAGAUUAAUCGGAGCCCCACACAACAGCUCUACGCAUGCGUAAAACGGGCAGGCUGGAAGCCCAGAAAGCCGAGCGUGCGGCCGGAACGGGGAGAGGAGCCAGUCACUUCCCGGAAGAGGCGGGGCCAUGUGCGAGAAGUUGCUAAAUUUGAAGUGCUCACUGGAGUUUUCCGGGUCGGGGUGCUACGCCCCGAACGCUAGUCUUUGAGAAAGGAAGGGGAAAGCUUUUUCUUUUUUACUUUCUUUUAAAAAAGCUUUUUUGAGAAGAAAACAUUCAGGAACUUGGAGGCAGCAAUAGUUAGGGUUCACGCCAAACUGGUUAAUGACGGAGAGGCAUCUUCCAAAUCCAAAGAGAAAGGGCUUUUCCGGUUUUUGAAAGUGUGUUUCAAAUAACAGCAGAUAAUAACCAGAAUGGGAGUGAAUGACUUGUGGCAAAUUUUGGAGCCUGUUAAGCAACACAUCCACUUGCAUAGUCUUAGUGGGAAAACGAUUGCCGUUGAUCUGAGUCUCUGGGUAUGUGAAGCACAGACAGUCAAAAAAAUGAUUGGAACAGUCAUGAAGCCCCACCUCAGGAACUUAUUUUUUCGUAUCUCAUACUUAACACUAGUGGAUGUAAAACUAGUAUUCGUUAUGGAAGGGGAGCCCCCAAAGCUGAAAGCUGAAAUCAUGAGCAAAAGGAAUCAGAUUCGAUAUGGGCCUUCUGAAAAAACAUGGUCCCAGAAAACAGGAAGAUCACAUUUUAAAUCAGUCUUAAGAGAGUGUCUCGAACUGCUGGAAUGCUUAGGAAUUCCCUGGGUCCAAGCUGCUGGGGAAGCUGAAGCCAUGUGUGCGUACCUCAAUGCCAGUGGUUAUGUGGAUGGCUGCCUCACCAAUGAUGGAGACGCUUUCCUUUAUGGGGCCCAGACUGUUUAUAGGAACUUCACUAUGAAUACCAAGGACCCACACGUUGACUGUUACACAAUGUCGUCUAUCAGAAGUAAACUAGGUCUGGACAGAGAUGCUCUGGUUGGACUAGCAAUACUACUAGGCUGCGAUUAUCUUCCAAAGGGAGUCCCUGGUGUUGGAAAAGAGCAAGCAUUAAAACUUUUACAGAUUUUGAAAGGGCAAAGUUUACUACAGAGGUUUACUCAAUGGAAUGACAAAUCUUGUUACUCUAAUCAACAACCACUAGUUAUUAAAAAACUGGCUCAUUGUUCUGUGUGUUCCCAUCCAGGUUCACCUAAGGAUCACAAACGGAAUGGAUGCAAAUUAUGUCAAACUGACCAAUCCUGUGAACCUCAUGAUUGUGAAUCCUGCUGUCCUUGUGAGUGGCACCGUACAGAGCAUGAUAGGCAGCUGGUUGCCGUGGAGAACAAUGUCAGGAAAAAAGCUUGCAGUUGUGAGGGAUUCCCGUUCCAUGAGGUUAUUGAAGAAUUCCUUUUGAACAAGGAUAAAUUGGUCAAGGAAAUCACGUACCAAAGACCUGAUUUGUUAUUGUUUCAGAGAUUUACUCUUGAAAAAAUGGAGUGGCCCAAUCACUAUGCAUGUGAGAAAUUGUUGGUGCUUUUGACCCACUAUGACAUGCUAGAAAGAAAGCUUGGUAAAAGGAACUCUAAUCAACUACAGCCUAUUCGAAUUGUUAAAAACCGGAUCAGAAAUGGAGUUCACUGCUUUGAAAUAGAAUGGAAAAAGCCUGAACAUUAUGCUAUAGAAGAUAAACAUGGAGAAUUAGUUCUACAAACAAUAGAAGAAGAAUCAUUAUUUGAAGCAGCUUAUCCCGAGAUUGUUGCUAUUUACCAAAAACAAAAGUUAGAAAUUAAAGGGAAGAAACAAAAAAGCAUGAAAACCAAGUCUAAAGAAAACAAUUUGCCAGAAACAGAUGAUAUGAGUUUUCAAUUACACAUGACUUUAAAACCCACAUGUGAAAUCUCUUCUAAGUUAAAUUUAGAAAUUUUCCGUGAUUCUACAUUACCCCAGAAAUCUAUUUCUGCAUCAUUGAAUAGUUUGCUUUUAUCUGAAAAUGCUUCCGGUUUGAAUACACAAGAACAGUUGAUGUCUUCUUCAAGACCUUUGGCUCUGCAGCAAAUUGAAGCUGUCAAUAAGUCUUUGAUUUCAGAAUCUAGUCAACCCCAUACCUCACCCUGUAAUGUAUCCGCGAUUGCUGAUCUUGACUUGAGCACCAUUGACUGGGAAGGUACUUCUUUCAGUAAUUCUCCAGCUAUUUCAAGGAACACUUUCUCUCAUGGUUUCAAGUCAGAACUUGAAACACCCAUCCCUAAUAACUUUAAAAAUACCCCAGGACAAUUGUCCUGUGAACCAAGCUGGUGCACCACACACAGUAAUAAAGUGUUGGGUUGGGAUCUUCGAAAGACUAACCCUGAAGAGCACCUGCUUUCUGGCAUCACUGACUUACAUCUUCAGGAUUUGCCUUCAAAGGAGCGAAUGCUUAGAAACUCAUCGCAUCCUCAGGAGAAAGUACAACCAGAUGUUGACCUGAACACUUUGUCCCUGCUUACAGUCAAAGAAUCUUGUAUUGCUAACAGUAAUUCUGAUUGUCCAUCACAUCUUUCAAAGAGUCUUGUAGGAAUUUAUUUGCAAAAUGAAUCUACAAACGGUCAAAUUCUAAAAGGAGACCAGCCAUUUCAAGAAAGCUAUAAAGUGAAUACUUCUAUACCUUAUUCUGUCAGUAAUGUGAUAGUAGAGGCCUCUAACAUUAGAGCUGGACCACCAAAUACCUUUUUAGAUCAGAGAAGAAAAGUUGAUGUGCAGACCACUCAGAAAUUUGUAAUGAAGAAAAGUGUUUGCCUUGACAGACACUCCUCUGAUGAGGAAAGUGUCCCAGUGUUUGGGAAAGCUAAGAAUGCAACUCAAAAAAUGAAACAGAGUUCUCAGCAGCAUAAACCAGCCCAAUUCAAGAAAAAGGAUGUCAACAAAUCGAGUAACCCUCAGAUACAUAUUAAGAAACCUGAACAGUACGUCCAGGCUUAUAAAACAGCUAGAAAUGAAGAAAACUAUUUCCCAGAUGCAGGGACGGGUUCUCUGGGUUUUCAGCAGCGUCAUAAGGAAAACGACGAUGCUGAUACCUGUUUGGAUAGUCCUCUUCCUUUAUGUCAGAGAUUGAAACUAAGGUUCCAAAACACUUGAAAUUAAACUAAAAAUAUGGAAGUGUAACUUAUUCUAGUACCAUCAGUAUUAGCAGAGGUAGAGGGAAGGUAUCCAAUUAAUCUUUAGCAGAAAAAUGUAAUGUCAGGAGACACUUUUGCCAUUUUAAUUAAAAUUGUAAUUUUAAACAGUUACUUAAAACUUCCAUUUUAAAAGAUGAUCCUUGUGGUGGAAACUUUAGAUAAUGUAUAUUUUAAAAACAUUUUUGCCAUUUUUUAUAUCUUUAUUCGUGAUUCUUUAGUUAUAGCUUUAAAAUGUUAGUAUAGCACUAGGCAGAGUAAAUGUUUCAUCCUUUUGCUCAAUUUUACUCAUUUCUUGCACAAGCCUCCGAAGUAUUUAUUUAUAUGUCAGCUUGUUCCCAAGAGCAUAACUGUUUAUAGUUGCCUGCACUGUCGCAAUGUCUUCUGUUAUGCUUUUCAUGGGAGUUAUAUUUUCUCUCAAUGUGAAGAUAGUUUCAGUGGAUCCUUUCAUUUUGGGUAACUUUACUCUCUCUUAGGGGAAAAAAUGGAAAAGGAGUAAGAUGAUAAAUAUAUAGAGAGUAAAAAUCAUGCUUGUAAUGCUGAAUAAAUUAAAGAAAACUACUCUUUACAUAUCCCCAGAAGGUAACAGUUAUGCUAAAUUGAAAAAAUAAAAAAUAUAUAUAUAUAGG
Messenger RNA from Rhinolophus ferrumequinum (greater horseshoe bat), 3887 nucleotides. RefSeq names its product GEN1 Holliday junction 5' flap endonuclease (gene GEN1). Gene Ontology annotation, molecular function: four-way junction DNA binding; 5'-flap endonuclease activity. Bases 509 to 3220 code for a protein of 903 amino acids. The record is from RefSeq and is a predicted model, not a curated record. Lineage: Eukaryota; Metazoa; Chordata; Mammalia; Chiroptera; Rhinolophidae. The transcript is spliced from 14 exons.